Helicoverpa armigera (cotton bollworm) is the source of this 1473-nucleotide messenger RNA. Its product is annotated as peroxisomal membrane protein 2. The transcript has 4 exons. The record is from RefSeq and is a predicted model, not a curated record. Gene Ontology annotation, cellular component: membrane; cytoplasm. Bases 170 to 727 code for a protein of 185 amino acids. NCBI's taxonomy places the organism in Eukaryota, Metazoa, Arthropoda, Insecta, Lepidoptera, Noctuidae.
GUGAUUAGCAACUCAUUGUCUAUAAAGUUGUACUUUUGUUGAUAAGCGAUAACAAAAUACUUUCUUUAUCAGCGUAUUCUGUAAUUACGUGCAGAAUAAUCAUAUUAGAUCAUAAGGGAGCUUACUGUGAUACUUAGUAGUAAUAUCGUGUUACCUAUCCUAAGCAAAAAUGGCCUUAUCAAAACCAAUUAUGAAUUUGCUGGCAUCUUAUUUACAAAACUUGUAUUUACAUCCUAUUAAAACUAAAGCAAUUACAAGCUGCGUGGUGGGCACCGCGGGAAGCAUCGCUUCUCAGUUGGUUGCUGGCGAUAAUAUCAGGCUAGACCCAGUUUUAGCUUUUGGAUUGUAUGGAUUGUUGUUUGGUGGAACUAUCCCACAUUACUUCUAUGAGUUCAUUGAAGGAAUGUUCCCUGAAGAAGUUGUAGCUUUUCCACUAGCAAAGAAGCUUCUAUUUGAAAGAUUAAUAUUUGCUCCCUUCAUGCAAGCUUUUUCACUCUACACAUUGGCCAGAUUUGAAGGCAAGAAUCACAAAGCGGCACUGAAGCAGCUAUUAGCAUUGUACUUGCCUAUUUUAGAAGCUAACUGGAAAUGGCUUACUUUGUUCCAAGUUAUCAACCUAGCAUUUGUUCCUCCUAUGUUGCGGGUUCUAUUUAUGAAUCUUGUUGGAUUUGGUUGGGCCAUGUUCCUGGCCACUAAGAGACGUCAACAGAGCCAGAAAAAGAACUGAAGCAAUUAACUUAUACUCUGCACAAGGUGGUGGAUGCUAAAUAUAUUUCUACUGAUGGUGGACUGCCAAUAUACAAUCUUUUUAUAAAUAUUUACAAGAUGUCAGCGGAAGUAAUUUAUGGGAUCAAGGGUUAACAGGCUGGCUGACCCAUCCAGUGAUCUAAAUUUGUCUUUACAUGUUACAUUAUUAUUGUGUGUAGGACUGUUAUUGUACUGAUAAGCAAAUUUUAUCUUGGCAUAGUUAAUACUCCUUGAUACAUAAGACAGUAUUUAGUUAUCACACAGUCAGAUGAAUUUUAUUUUUCAAUUUUGUAAAAAGGAUUUAUAAGGAUAAAAUUUAAUUUAAUAUUUGCAACAAAGGCAAAUUAGCAUUUAACAGCAUUAAUUAAGUGUUUCUAUAAUGUGGGACCAUCUUUACUAUUGUUUAAUGUAUCUGUAAGUCAUGAAUUUGUAAUCUUGAAGAUUUGGGUAAUGGAUUAAGUUAUAAAUAUGUAUUGUUAAUGAAAAAUACUGUUAUUGUAUCUGGGUACUUUAUUUGACAACAGCAAAUUGAUCCAUUAUCUAUGUACCAAUAGGGUUUUAGUUGAAUAUACAUUAAUUGUGGAAUUGCUAAAACUAUGUUACUAAAUUCAAAUCUGCAAAAUCAAUUCUUACGCAGUGCAUUUAUUUAAAUGAGAUUUCUCUAUACAAACCAUGUAUAAGUUCUGUGUAAAUUUAGAUUUUUUAUUAAACUGUUUUUUACUGUUA